Malania oleifera is the source of this 1088-nucleotide messenger RNA. Its product is annotated as transcription factor bHLH148-like. Gene Ontology annotation, molecular function: protein dimerization activity. Gene Ontology annotation, biological process: regulation of DNA-templated transcription. The transcript has 2 exons. The record is from RefSeq and is a predicted model, not a curated record. NCBI's taxonomy places the organism in Eukaryota, Viridiplantae, Streptophyta, Magnoliopsida, Santalales, Ximeniaceae. Bases 197 to 814 code for a protein of 205 amino acids.
CCACUUUCCUUGUGAACCAAUUCUCUCUCUCUCGCUCUCUCUCUCUCUCCAUCCUCUCUGACCUUCAAACCGGCGAUCAACCACCACCUCCUCAUCGAAGGUCCCCUACCGGAACGAACUAGGUGGAGGAAAAGCGCUUGCAACAUCAUUAAUUUGUUGCUUUUCUUCUUCUUGAAGAUUCGCAAUUGGCAGAUUCAUGGCGUCGUCGUCGUCACUUCUCUCGAAUCAGGGAUCGAACUCGUCCCAACCGCGAGAGUCGAAAAGGAAGAAGAGACGGAAAAUCGGAGCAGAAUCUCAAGAUCAGAACAACAGCAGGAACCAAACGAGGUGGAGGAGCCAAACCGAACAACAGAUCUAUUCCACUAAACUUUACGAAGCUCUCCGGCACGUCCGCCGGAAUUCGCCGUUGACGGCUAGUGCUCCGGGAGGCCGCGCGGUUCGGGAGGCCGCCGACCGAGUUCUUGCCGUCGCCGCCAAGGGCAGAACCCGGUGGAGUCGGGCGAUUCUCGCGAGUCGCCUCGGUAUGAGAUUCAGAAACAAGCACAAGAAGGCGAACGCGAGGGCGACCGGCGAUGGCCGCUUGAGGAAGACACGGGAGCGAGCGGUUUUGAUGAAGAAGAAGAGGUUACCGGCUCUGCAGAGGCGCGUGCGAGUCCUCGGCCGGUUGGUUCCCGGUUGCCGCAAACUCUCCUUCUCCAGUCUUCUGGAAGAAGCCACUGACUAUGUAGCGGCUCUGGAGAUGCAAGUCAGAGCCAUGGCUCAGCUCGCCAGCAUCCUCUCCGGCACCGGCGGUCUACCUGGUACUUCCGGUUGAGCCGGCUCCGGUCUGCCCGAACCGGGUCAUGAGAGCCGUGGCACCUAAUGCCAGCCCUUUUUUCUCUUUUCUUAAUUUUUUAAUUAUUUUUAAACUAUGUUUAUUGAGUUUUUAAUUCAUGUAUUUUAUUGUACACAUGCUUUUUUUUUUUCUUUUCUUUUUUGGGUCUUUCAAGCUUUUGAAAUUCCACUAGUUCAAUUAUUCUUUUUUCUUUCAAGCCAUUUGUCCUUAGCCUAAUUUUUGUUUAUUGAAUUGAACAUGCCCUCUUUCUUUU